CUCGGUGUGAUUUGCGAUAUUUCCCACAGCCCUUUAAGGCAGCAUUUGUGGAGUUCAGCGGUACAGCGUCGCUCCGGACAAACAACCCCGCGGACCAGAGUAAAGGGUAAACAAAUAUGAAACGCUCUAAGAAUGCCAUCACAGUGUAUUUAGGAGCGUUUACUCUCCUCCUUUGCCUGCAUUUAGUCAGAGGUGACUACUGUGAAGUGAAUCAUUGCCACAAUGGAGCAACAUGUGUGACGGGCGUAGGAGAAGAUCCCUUCAUUUGUAUCUGUCCUGAUGGCUUUGGGGGAGACACUUGUAACCUGACAGAGACAGGACCCUGUAGUCCUAAUCCCUGUAAGAACGACGGGUCUUGCGAGGUCAUUGCUCCAACCAGACGAGGAGAUGUUUUCAAUGAGUACAUCUGCAGAUGUCAGCCUGGCUUUGAGGGAGUGCACUGUCAGAUCAAUGUAAAUGAUUGUGCCAACCAGCCUUGUGUGAAUGGAGGGGCAUGUCGAGAUCUUGAUGGAGACUACACCUGCGAGUGUCCCUCACCAUAUGUUGGAAAGCACUGCCAGCUUCGUUGUAUUUCUCUGCUGGGGAUGGAAGGAGGAAUGAUCGUAGAGUCCCAGAUUUCUGCCUCCUCAGUGCAUUAUGGCGUUCUGGGCCUUCAGCGCUGGGGUCCGGAGUUGGCGCGACUCAACAACCAAGGCAUCGUCAAUGCCUGGACGUCCGCCACCUAUGACAGGAACCCCUGGAUUGAGAUCAACAUGCAGAAGAAGAUGCGUCUGACUGGCAUCAUCAGUCAGGGAGCUAGUCGCAUGGGCGCAGCUGAGUACAUCAAGGCCUUCAAGGUGGCAAGCAGCUUAGAUGGAAUCAGUUACAUCACCUACAAAGGAGAUGGCACACGGAGAGAUAAGGUUUUUGUGGGCAACAUCGAUAACGACAGCACAAAGGCCAACAUGUUUGACCCUCCUAUCGUGGCACAAUACAUUCGCAUCAUUCCUGUGGUUUGUCGGAGGGCCUGCACACUGCGCAUGGAGCUGGUGGGGUGUGAACUCCAUGUUCAUUCAAACACAACAGGUUGCUCUGAACCUCUGGGAAUGAAGUCCCGUCUCAUCUCGGAUGACCAACUUUCAGCCUCCAGCACCUUCCGCACGUGGGGCAUUGAUACCUUCACUUGGCAUCCUCAGUUUGCUCGACUGGAUAAGGCGGGAAAGACAAACGCCUGGUCUCCCGCCCACAACAACCGCUCAGAGUGGAUUCAGGUUGAUCUUCAGAAAACAAAACGUCUCACAGGCAUCAUCACUCAGGGUGCAAAGGACUUUGGGGUGGUUCAGUUUGUGUCAGAGUUUAAAGUGGCAUACAGCAAUGACGGAAAAUCAUGGAGUACAGUGAAGGAGGAGAACACCAGCAACGAUAAGCUUUUCCAAGGAAACAUUGAUAACAACACCCAUAAGAAGAAUCUGUUUGAGCCUCCAUUCUACGCUCAGUACGUCAGGGUCAUUCCCUGGGCAUGGCACGAACGGAUCACUCUACGCAUGGAGCUGCUGGGCUGUGAUGACUAGAAGCUUGUUUAAAGCCAUGUUUCCAGUCCUCCAUCCUCAUCCAGCUGUAUCGUCUCCUCAGACCAUGGUGGAAAUAGGAGACAUGAGCAGAGUCAUAUGUUUUGCACUCUAUGGAGAUCAUGUUUGCUGAAUAGCUUGGACUUUUAACACUUGUAGCACUUUCUGACUAGUGACUUAUUUAUGUUUACAUGGAUGAAAAUGUUGGACGUUGCAGCCUGCAAAUAUUGGUUCCCCACAGAGCUCUCUGUUGACUAUCCAUAUUUGUAGUUUUAUAUCUGCAUAGAAGUGUCUUUUAGUCUCUGUAAUUGACUGUUAGCUGACAUCAUCACCAGCAUACUCACACUUCUUUAUUUUUGUUUAUCAUUCAACAGCUGUUUUGUUACUCAAGAACAUACUAGCAUAAUGAAGCAGGGCUUGUGCAUUACAUACGUGAAUAUAAACUGUCCAGGAAGAGAGAGUUUGUCCAUGAUUAGAUAAAUACAGCACACUGAUAAAGUCAAGCAAACCUUUUGCAAGUUGUUAAUGUGAUUUAUCUUUUUGUUUUUGUUUUUUUUUUACAUAAUUUGGCAUGUUCUCUGUUUAACUUUUACUUAUAAUUUCAUUCUGCUUUAAUCAUUUUUACAACAAAUGCAACAUGUUUAAAAAUAUGAAAGAAAAAAAGUUUUCCAUUUUUUUUAACUCAUUGUU
Melanotaenia boesemani (Boeseman's rainbowfish) is the source of this 2237-nucleotide messenger RNA. RefSeq names its product EGF-like repeat and discoidin I-like domain-containing protein 3. Gene Ontology annotation, molecular function: calcium ion binding. The coding region runs from base 117 to 1550 and encodes 477 amino acids. The record is from RefSeq and is a predicted model, not a curated record. Lineage: Eukaryota; Metazoa; Chordata; Actinopteri; Atheriniformes; Melanotaeniidae. The transcript is spliced from 10 exons.